Molecule: messenger RNA, 1127 nt
Organism: Prorocentrum cordatum
Lineage: Eukaryota; Dinophyceae; Prorocentrales; Prorocentraceae
Source: the annotation of a GenBank genome assembly
GGGGGACCCACCGCGCGCACGCGGCCAUGGCCGCGGGCACCGCGCGGUCGCGGCGCGCGCCCGCGGCGUCCCGCGCGGCGGCGGCCACCGCCGCCUGGGCCCUCUGCGUGCUGGGCGGCAGCGCGGCGUCCUGGGCGGUGGGUGCGCUGGCACCACCAGCGUCUCCUGGCACGUCCAUCCGCGCCCGCCGCCAGCCGCCCGCAGCUGCCGGGCCGCCGCAGGCCCUGCGGCGAGCCGCCGCGGCUGUCGAGCAGCUAGACGCACCGGCGGCCCCCAGGGGCGAGGCGGCCGCCAGCUCAGGGCCGAGCGGCAAGGUGGCCAUCAUCACCGGCGCGUCCACGGGCGUGGGGCUCGCGACCGCGGAAGGUCUGGCUCGCUCGGGCCUCUAUGCCACCAUCAUCCUGGCUGGACGCGACGCGGACAAGCACCGGCGGGCCCUGGAUGGGCUUCGCGGGGCACUCGGUCCGGGCACAGGCCCGGUGGAUUUGCGGCAUAUGAGCCUGGAGCUGGACAGCCUGGAGUCGGUGCGCAAUUUCAGCACGGAGUUCUUGAAGCUACGGUUGCCGCUGCACACCCUGAUCCUGAACGCGGGCGUGAUGGCGCUUCCUGAUCGGAAGCUGACGGCCGAUGGCUUCGAGUACCAGUUUGGCGUCAACCACCUCGGCCACUUUCUGCUGGCCAACCUGCUGCUCGACUCCCUCGUGUCGUCCAGCUCGUGGUCGGACCCCGGGCGCCUCAUCAGCCUCAGCUCUUCCGCGCACCAGAUGCCGUCCCCCUUGUUGCAGGGAGACCUCGGGGACCUGCAGUCCGAGCGGUACACCGCCUGGAGCGCAUACGGCCAGUCCAAGCUCGCGAAUCUGCUCUUCGUCUACGAGCUGGACAGGCGCUGCCGCAGGCUGGGGCUGCCCCUGGCUGCCAACGCCGUGCACCCCGGCGUCGUGAGCACCGAGCUCGCCCGCUACAUCGGCGGCGGCGGCGGCGGCCCCACCACCGGGGGCCUCCUGCAGGGCUUUGGGGAGCAGCUGAGCUCCCUGCUUCUGAAGACGCCGAAGGACCCUUCCGCAGCAGGAAGGAAUUGGUCUCGGAGGGAGAGGGGACUGGGGACCUGGCAUACGAGGAAGGACUGA